AUGGACGAAUCGCCUGUGAACGGCGCAGAUCGCAGUUCCACGUCGAAGCCUUCCGGGAGAAAGAAUUGCGAUCAGGACGCGACCAACGUCAGUCCAGAAGAAGUACCACCCAAAAAGCUGGGAAACAGAAUCAGCCGCCUGUUGAAACGCCGAAGCGGGACUGCCACCACCAAGUCAGAAGAAGAGAAAGCGACUAACGAGACCAACCAAAAACGACGCCAGCAAGUCUACCAAGCUCAGAAACGCCAUCGAAACCGACAAGCAGAGUAUGUCGCCAAUCUGGAGACCGAGGUUGCCCAGCUGCAACACCUGGACUCCGUUGCACAUGCCGAGAUGAACGCUCUGGCACACGAGAACAUGCUGAUGCAACAAUUGCUGGCGUCCAAAUCAAUCGAUCAUCAGCUGGAGUGCCUAAGCUUAGCACCAACGCCAAUACCUGCGGAGGACAUGAGCCAACUGGGAAGCGCCGCGGUUGAAGUUCGUUACGAUCCUGUUGUUGGUCAUGAGCGUACUUUUGUUGAUGUGGCUGAUCGAAUGAGAUUCGGGAAUGGUGAUGACGCUUGCAACUCAGGGCAGUCGACGAAGCAGGGGGUUGUUGAUGGAGACAAUUGGGCUGCGCUGGACUUCAUUCUGUGUCUCGAGCACUGUUGUCAGGACCAUACGCCACAUGGCGGCAUCAAUCCAACGGCAUACCAUUGUGAGAGAGAUGGCAGCCAUGGACACGCAUUGUCGAUGUCAUCCGCCGUAUAUGAGAGCGCGUUACCAACAAGUGACCGUGCCGAUCUCGAAGAUGCGCAGCUGUAUGGUGGGUUACGUUCGCCGCCGCAAAGCGGUCGUGAGAAGUGGCAGCUGCCGCAUUCUGAGAUUGAUAAACUUGUGGCAUUAAGUCAGCAGAUUCCUAUAGACGACAGCGAGAUGACGCCGGCACAAGCUUAUAAGGCCAUCCAAGAAAGCGUGCCUGAUGCUGCGUAUGUCAAGCCGGUGAUGGAGGCUUUGAAGGUUCUGCUAGCUCCGCAUGUGGCCUGUUUUGGGUUUGGUGCGGUCAUGCCGGCGGCUGCUUUCUGGGAUCAUCUUGAUACUGUGUUGAAGGCUCUUGGUCUGGAGGCGGAGAAUUUGUGA
Messenger RNA from Fulvia fulva, 1119 nucleotides. RefSeq lists its product as uncharacterized. Lineage: Eukaryota; Fungi; Ascomycota; Dothideomycetes; Mycosphaerellales; Mycosphaerellaceae. The record is from RefSeq and is a predicted model, not a curated record. Bases 1 to 1119 code for a protein of 372 amino acids. Gene Ontology annotation, molecular function: DNA-binding transcription factor activity. The transcript has 2 exons. Gene Ontology annotation, biological process: regulation of DNA-templated transcription.